Messenger RNA from Sorex fumeus (smoky shrew), 4758 nucleotides. Its product is annotated as CAP-Gly domain-containing linker protein 1-like. The record is from RefSeq and is a predicted model, not a curated record. Gene Ontology annotation, cellular component: nucleus; microtubule plus-end; cytoplasm. Gene Ontology annotation, biological process: cytoplasmic microtubule organization; positive regulation of microtubule polymerization. Gene Ontology annotation, molecular function: microtubule plus-end binding. NCBI's taxonomy places the organism in Eukaryota, Metazoa, Chordata, Mammalia, Eulipotyphla, Soricidae.
AUGAGUCUGCUGAGGCCCAGCGGGCUGAAGGCCCCCACCAAGAUCCUCAAGCAUGGGAGCUGGGCCCUGAAGGCACCCUCGGCCGCGGCUGCUCCCGUUGAGAAGUCCGUGCCUGGGGAGAAAACCCCCAGCGCCUUCUCCUCGGAGACGCAGGAGGAGUUUGUGGACGACUUCCAGGUGGGGGAACGAGUCUGGGUGAAGGGGAACAAGCCUGGAUUCAUCCAGUUCCUCGGGGAGACCCAGUUUGCCCCUGGUCAGUGGGCCGGGAUCGUCUUGGACGAGCCCAUCGGCAAGAACGACGGCUCGGUGGCGGGUGUGCGCUACUUCCAGUGCGAGCCGCUGAAGGGCAUCUUCACCCGGCCGUCCAAGCUGAGCAGGAACUGGCAGGCUGAAGAUGAGACCAACGGCCUGCAGCCAGCGCCUGCUGCCCCGGCCACACCGCCCCGGUCGGCCUCCCCGGCCCCUGCCGCCGCCCCAAAGGCGCCCCAGCCCUCCACAAAGGAGGCACCGGCCGCCCCUCACAUCAGCAACCUGACCAGGACGGCCAGCGAGUCCAUCUCCAACCUCUCAGAGGCUGGCUCCCUCAAGAACGGGGAGCAGGAGCUGAAGCUCGGGGACCGGGUGCUGGUGGGAGGCGUGAAGGCCGGUGUGGUGCGCUUUCUUGGGGAGACCAACUUCGCUAAGGGGGAUUGGUGUGGUGUGGAGCUGGACAAGCCGCUGGGCAAGAACGAUGGCGCUGUGGCCGGAACUAGGUACUUCCAGUGUCAGCCCAAGUGUGGCUUGUUUGUUCGCAUUCACAAAGUCACCAAGAUCGGCUUCCCCUCCACGACACCGGCCAAGGCCAAGGCAGCCCCCGUGAGGCGUGUGAUGGCCACCACCCCCGCCAGCCUGAAGUGCCACCCGUCGGCCUCCUCGCUCAGCUCUGUGAGCUCCGUGGCCUCAUCCGUGAGCAGCAGGCCCAGCCACACGGGACUAUUGCCGGUAACUUCCUCCCGCUGCGCCCGCAAGAUCUCCGGCACCACCGCCUUCCAGGAGGCGCUGAAGGAGAAGCAGCAGCACAUUGAGCAGCUGCUGGCCGAGCGAGACCUGGAGCGGGUGGAGGUGGCCAAGGCCACGAGCCAUGUGGGGGAGAUAGAGCAGGAGCUGGCCCGCCGGGAUGGGCACAACCAGCACAUCCUGGAGCUGGAGGCCAAGAUGGACGAGCUGCGGGCCAUGCUGGAAGCGAGCGACUGGGAGAAGGUGGAGCUGCUGAACCAGCUGGAGGAGGAGAAGAGGAAAGUGGAGGACCUCCAGUUCCGAGUCGAAGAGGAGUCCAUCACCAAAGGCGACCUGCAGAAGGAGGUGAAGGCCCUGCAGGCGGCCUCCGAGAAGCUCGCCAAGGAGAACGAGUGGGGGAGGACCAAGCUGGACCACGCAAACGAGGACAACACGGACGUGAUCGCCCCGUGGAAGUCCAAGCUGGAGACAGCCAUCGCCCCGCACCAACAGGCCAUGGGCGAGCCGAAGGCGUUCGUGAGCCGGGGCGUGGGUGCCGAGGCGGCUGAGCUGGCCGAGCUCAAGAUGCAGAUGGAGAGGCUGCAGUUCGAGUCCCAGCAGGAGGUGGAGAACGUGAAGGCCCAGCAGGUGGCUGAGCGUGCGGCACACGCCUCUGAGCUGCAGACGCUCAGGUCGCGGCUGGUCAGGAUGGCCCAGGAGCAGAAGAACAGCCUGGAGGCCGCGCGGGCCAAGCUCGACCAGACCGAGGACCAGCACCUGGUGGAGAUGGAGGACACCCUGAACAAGCUGCAGGAGGCGGAGACAAAGGUAAAGCACCUGGAGGGGUUGCGGGCCAUGUGUAGUCAGCAAGCCCAGGCCCUGGCCGACGCCACGGCGCAGCUGGAGGCCACCCAGGAGAAGCUCUUGCAGCUCGAUGGGCUCCGGAAGGCCAGUUGAGGUAAAUUGGGAAUGGAGAAGCUCAGGCAGCAGCUCCAGGUGGCUGAGCGGCAGAUUCAGGAGUUAGAGAAUGCAAAGUGGGCUGAGAGCGGCAGGUUGGCCGAGAGCCUGGCCGAGGAGCUGCAGGGGAAGGAGCUAGCGCUUCGUAGUCUUCAGGAGAACUUGAACGAAGUCAAUCGAGUGAAGGAGGCUUUGGAGAAAGAGCUUCGGAGUUUGAAAGAAAAGUUCGCAGAGGCUUCAGAAGAGUCAGCCUCUGUUCAGAAAAACAUGCAAGAAUCUGUUGAUAAGUUACAUCAAAAAGAAGAACAGUUUAAGGCGCUGUCUUCUGAACUGGAGAAGUUGCGAGGAAAUCGAACAGAUAUGGAGGCUGAAUUCAAAGAGAGAGAUGUGCGAGAAGAGCAGUUGAUGAAGGCAAAGGCCAAGUUGUCAAACGACAUCGCGGACAUCAUGAAAAUGUCCGGGGAAAACUCGUCACAGCUGACGAGAAUGAAUGAUGAACUACGCCUGCAGGAGAGUUACUUAUUAACCUCAGACAAAGAGGAAAUUGAGCUGAUGUCGGAGGAUCGCAGGGCCCUGAGGUCAGAGAAUCAAUUGCUGGCGAAGGAGAAGCUCUCUCUGAAGUCAGAGAGAGAGUCAUUGCUAUUGAAGUUGAAGGAAGCGGAGGCCAAAAACUCUUCGCUGCGGGAAGAGCAGAGGAAGCUCUGGCUGUUGAACCAAGCGAUUCUUUUCGAUAAAGAGAAAGUCAUCGAGGCCAGGCGGGCCGCAGAGAAGCUCUGGCAGGAGGAGUGGCUCGGCCGAGAAGCCCUCGAGGCGGAGAAAGAGAAAGUGCUGGAAGAGGGCAGGGCAGUGCAGGAGGAGCUCCAGAGGGUGCUCGCGGAGAACGACGCCCUGCAGGUCGCCAAGGUGGGGCUGCAGGCCCUGGUGGAGGAGCUGCAGAUGAGCAAGAGCAGCCUGGUGGCCGAGUGUAAGAAGGGCCUGGAGGAGAGGGGCCAGCUGGAGGAGCAUGCGAAGAAGCUGGUUCUGGAGAACCUAUCCCUGGCCAAGGACAAGGACAACAUCAUCCAGAAGCUGCAGUGCUCCUACGAGGAGCUGGCUCGGGAUCAGAAGUCGCUGGUGCAAGAGAUCGAGGAGCUCACGGCCGAGAAGAAGUCGGCCGUGGAGAAGCAGUCGGGCCUCGACAGCCUGUGUGUGGCUCUGAAGCUGGAGCGUGACGGCCUGGCCCAGAGCAACGAGGAGCUAUAGCUGGAGAAAGACCUGCUGAGCCAGGAGCACGAGAAGCUGGGCGCCAGCCUGGAGGCGGCGCUACAGGUGAAGGAGCUGCUGGGCGCCAAGGCCAGCUGCCUGCGCACGCAGCUGGAUGAGGACAAGGCCGUGCACAAGGCCAAGCUGAAGGCGCUGCAGACGCAGGCGGCCAACGCCCACCUGGCACAGCUGCUGGAGCAGAUUAAGACCAGCAGGGAGAACUCCGACUCGGAGUGCGUGCAACUUCUGCAUGAGAAGGAGACGCUGAGCCUGGCUGAGCGGCAGCUGGCGGCCGAGAAGAAGGAGCUCCUCGGCGAGAAGGACCUCCUGGCCCAGAAGCUCGGCCGCUGCUUCGAGGAGGCGUUCCGCGUGGAGUCGGCCCUGCGCGAGCCGCUGAACAGCCUGGGCUCCGAGAAGGAGCUGCUGGGUCAGAAGGCCACGAAGCUCCAUCAGCAGCUGGACUGGUUGCUGAAAGACCAGGCACUGCUGGAGGCGCAGCAGACCGAGCUGCUGGCCGAGCGGGAGGCGUCCCUGCAGGCCCUGGGCGAGCUCCAGCAGAAGCACGAGGAGGCGGCGGCGAGUGCCCGGGUGGCCGUCCAAGAGAAGAGGAAGCUGCGCGGUGAGCUAGACGUGCUGCAGCGGGAGCUCCAGGGGCAGCGCCAUGAGAACCAGGGGCUGGUGGCCAGCCAGGGCGCCCUCGAGGUGGCGCUGCAGGAGGCCCAGGACGCGGCCCGCAGCCUGGAGAAGACACACGCCAGCGUGCUACAGGCCAAGUAGGCGCUCAACGCCGAGUGGUAGGAGGAGUGCUGGCGGCUGGUGGAGGACGGACUCGCGGCACAGCAGGCCCUGGUGCAGGAGCGGGAGGCCCGCGCCCAGAAGACCCAGGCGGCCGCCCACGAGACCAGCCAGCUGCGAGGCCGCCUGGGGCUGCUGGAGCAGGAGGCGGAGGAGCUGCGGACGCACACACAGGGACUGCAGGCCCAGCGACUGGACCUGCUGGAGGAGAAGGCGCGGCCCGAGGUGGCCGAGAUCCUGCGGGAGAAGGAGAUGCUGAGCGCCAAUGCCGCCUGGCUGGCCACCGAUAUCGAGGCCCUCAAGGGCGACUUCGUGGCCCUGUCCAAAUCCAAGCUGGAGCUGCAGGGCCUGCACAGCUGCCUCGCCAAGAUCCUGGCCGACCUGCAGCGCAAGCACGAGGCGGCCCUGGCCAAGCAGGCCCAGCCCGGGCAAGAGAACGAGAGCCUGCUGGCCGAGAAGAGGGAGCUGCAGCAAGAGAAGGCUGAGCUCCUGCAAGAGAAGGAGCAGCUGGCCGGCAGUUACUUCCUCCUCCAGAAGGUCAGUCGGCUGGCCCAGACCAGCAGCCACGUCUCGGCCAACCUCCUGGAGGCCCAGAAGGGGAACCACGUGCUGAGGAAGGACAAGAUCAGGCUCGCCGUUAAAAUCAGAGAGCUCGAGACGCUGCCGUCGUUUACGGCUGUGCAGACAGCGGAAGAUGCCAGGCAUUUUAUGGAACAGCUGUCCCAAGAGAAGACAGAGACCCUGGCCUCCCUGGAGGACACCAGGAACACCAAUGCAAACUUGCAGAAU